Messenger RNA from Struthio camelus australis, 6717 nucleotides. The record is from RefSeq and is a predicted model, not a curated record. Lineage: Eukaryota; Metazoa; Chordata; Aves; Struthioniformes; Struthionidae.
AUGGUUUUAGGGCUUAAGAUUAAGGGACUUGAGAGAAAAAAUGUUCUGUUCUUUGAGUUCGUUUCUACUGGCUAUGGCGUAUCAAAUACUCAGGGCCCCAGGUCUGGCACGUCUCUGUACAGCGUCCUUGUGAAUUGUGGUCGAGGUGGCUCCUAUCUGGCCAGUGGGAAGCUGGUUUCACCAAAAUGGAAAAAUUUUAAAGGCUUGAAACUUCAGUGGAGAGAUAAAAUUCGUCUCAAUAACGCCAUCUGGAGGGCAUGGUACAUGCAGUAUCUGGAGAAGCGCAAGAAUCCAGUGUGCCAUUUUGUGACUCCACUGGAUGGCUCUGUUGAUGUAGAUGAACAUCGUCGGCCAGAAGCCAUUGCAACAGAAGGGAAAUACUGGAAACGAAGAAUUGAAAUAGUCAUCAGGGAAUAUCACAAGUGGAGAACCUACUUCAAGAAAAGGUUACAGAAACACAAAGAUGAAGAUCUUUCAAGUUUGGUCAGGGAUGAUGAUGUGGUGCUCUGGCAAAAAAGAAGGUAUGGCAGAGAAACCCCAGUCCCCAUGGAGGAAGGCUCCCUCUUGGAUGCAGAUAUGCUUAUGUCUGAGUUCACCGACACACUCUUCUCCACGCUGUCUUCACAUCAGCUGGUUUCCUGGCCAAAUCCCAGAGAGAUAGCACACUUAGGAAAUGCUGACAUGAUUCAACCGGGGCUUAUUCCUCUCCAGCCAAAUUUUGAUUUCAUGGAUACUUUUGAGCCUUUUCAGGAUUUGUUCACAUCCAGUCGUUCCAGUAAUUAUUUCCCUUCUGUGUCUGCUGUCAGUUCUGCUACAACAGACAGCAGCAGCCAUUCUUCUCAGUCUCCUGUCCUGCCGUCAGGUUCAUUACCCAGCACACUUCCAGCGGGGAACCUCAGUGAUGGACUGAUUGCUUCCUCAGUACCUGCUCCUGUCCUUCCUGAUGUUGGCACUGACCAGUGCUCCAGCAUUAGAAGUGGGGGAUCUUUCAUCCAGCCAGCGGACUUCACUCCUGACUCGUCUCUCAGUGGGCCACAACCUUUUGUCCCAGUGUUUCAAACUCCUCUGCCGCUGCUUCAACCUGCGACCCCACAGCACCAGUCUCCGUUGCCUGCAGUGCCUCUGAAUACUAGCUUAAGCUCUCCACCAUCUGCUUUUGCUGCCCCGGAAACCCAGAAGUUUGGCCUCUGUGAAUCUACAGUUAUCACCCACACAGCUUCCGCUACGCUGACCCACAAUGCCCCUGCCACCACCUUCAGCCAGAGCCAGAACCUUGUCCUGGCAACGCAGCAGCCAGGAGCAGGAGUGCCUUGUAACCUGGCUUUCCAGACUGCUGUCCUGCAGGGGCAGCCCCGGCCCCAGCUUCAGUCCCAGCUGACUUUUGCACUCCCUAAAGCUGUUCCCCUGGCCAGUGCGGGGACAAGGCCCAAACAGUCACAAAAAAUAGUGCCUGCUCCAAAGCCUGAAACAGUGUCCUUAGUGUUAAAGAAUGCCUUCAUCACCCCAGCUGCCUUUCAGGGACAGUCCAGAGCUGUGAUUGUAACUCCAGCACCUUUAAAAAGAGAGGGGAUUUUGACUCCAGCCAUGUCUCAGUCUAAUGUUGCAAUUGCACCAGCUGGAAUUGCCAGAGCUCCGGGGGUGACGGAGUUCCGCAGUAACAUUCUGGUUGGUCCAGCACAGCAAGUGCCGAGUAGCCAACAAACCCAGUCCACUGUCUCGCACCUCUUCUCUCCAAGCGUAGUCCAGGAUGUGUUGGUGAAAAGAGAGCAUAUCCCGUCCCACAGUAGCAGUUCGCAAGUUCCCUCGCCUACACCUAGCCGAGACUGUCAGAAUUCGGGCCAAGCUUCCCCCUGCACUUCCGAGCAGAGCCCCAGUCCGCAGUCUCCCCAGAACAGCUGCUCAGGAAAACCUGCCACUGACCCUCAGAUAGUUGCAUUUAAGAAUCGAAGAAUGAAGCAUAUUUCAGCCGAACAAAAACGAAGAUUUAAUAUCAAGAUUGGUUUCAGUACUUUGAACAGCUUGGUUUCAGCCAACUCCAAGUCGAUCAGCCAUGCAAUCACUCUCCAGAAAACAGUAGAAUAUAUCGCUAAACUACAGCAGGAAAGAACACAGAUGCAAGAGGAAACCAGGCGCCUUCGGGAAGAAAUCGAGGAGCUAAACGCUACCAUCAUUUCCUGUCAACAGCAGCUCCCUGCUACAGGGGUUCCCAUAACACGGCAAAGAUUUGAUCACAUGAGGAGUAUGUUCAAUGAGUACGUCAGAAACAGGACCCUCCAGAAUUGGAAGUUUUGGAUUUUCAGCAUUAUUAUUAAGCCAUUGUUUGAGUCCUUCAAUGGGAUGGUUUCCACAACAAGCCUUAAGGAUCUGAAUCAAACUGCAAUGGCCUGGUUGGAUCAACACUGUUCUCUUCCUGUUCUGAGGCCAAUGGUGCUGAACACUCUUCGGCAUCUAAGUACAACCACCUCAAUUCUGUCGGACCCGUCGCGCCUGCCAGAGCAAGCCACUGAGGCCAUUAACAAGAUGAACAAAAUGGCUGGUGAAACCUAACAACCAAAGACAAUGAGUUGCUUAUACAAGGUGUGGAGAACCUGCCAGUCUAAGCAGCCUGGUGAGUCUCCUUUCAGCUGGUGCACUUUAGAAAGAAUUCUCUCCAUCCAAGACAUGGUCCAGGGCAUCUGACUCUGCCUUCGGAAUAUGUGGAAGUAUGAUGCAACAUUGUCAUAACGUUUUGAUUCCUCUUCAGUGCUGUGCUCUACUCCGUUAAGUGAGAACACCAAGCUCAGGUAAAUUAAGCAGGUUUGAGUCCUGCAGGCAGCAAUAUAUCUCCAUCAAUGCAGCAUGCAUCUAUAUGCCACAAACAUCUUUCUAUAAAGCAGCUUCAAGUACUAAGUUCUCCGAAGUGUAAAACUUGUACACCAAGGAGUGGUCUCUUAAAGGGGAAAUACGCUUUUGGUUUCAUGAAACAAAAUGUGCUUUUUAUUUUAUUUUCAGGUGUCCAGUUCCAUUUGUUUUACUUGAACAGUAAAAAUUGUUAAACAGGAUCAUAUUAAAAACCAAAGGAGAAGAAAAGUCCAUCAGUGAUGUCAACUCAUGACAAAAUGCUAGAAUUAAAAUCUCAGGCUGUGUAUUGUGUAUUUUUAUUUUAGAGUAUAUCAUUUGCAUAUGAUCAGUUUCGAGACACGCUUUAUUUCCUAGCAAAUGAAGUAGCUGAUUUUUAUUAUUUUUCCUGAUUUAGCCAUUGCAAAUGAGUAGCAGGCUGUGCAGUAAGUGCAAGAGAGCAGUUUUAGUUUCCAUAGAUUCUGCAAUUAUAAUAGAAAGAAGAAAUUCAUACCCCAUUUAUCUCUAAACUCUUUUCUUGCACUCUGCAGAGCUGAGCUGCCUUCCUCAUAAAACGUGCACGUAUAAAACACAUCCAUAGAUAAAUGUAGUAACGCUUCAGAGACAGGAAUUGAGUUUGUAAUGGCAGGAAAUUGGCUUUUAUGUUUUCUCAGAAAUUGUAUCAAACCACAUGGACUUUUAAUCUAUUUUUAAUUUCUUUGUCUUUUUUUGCAUAUUCUUUCUACUUUCUAGCUGAAAAACCUGAAGGACUUAGCCAAAGUUGUUUGUCUGCAGUAGGAAGGUUAUGUUCAACACCAAUUUUAAAACACAUCUCAUUUAAAAUCUGAAAUAUUGCAUAACAGUUUUCUGUGACAGUCUCAGCUAAUACCACCCAUUGCUGCAGAUGAGCUUGGUCUCAUUACAGCAGUGGCAGUGUGUCCAUCAUUGAACAGCACUAGGAUAUUCAUUCAAGCCAGUCGUUCAUGCUCUGGGCUGGAAUGAUCCUAUGACCCUUGUAGUUCCACUCCUUACUUGAUUGUGAUUCUUAGGAGCUAUGCAAACUGUGGAUAACGCUGUCCCGGUACCUCCCGUGAGUAGUUUUCUUCCAGUUUCAAAAGCAGGCUGUCUGGAGGUGAUUAGGAGGUUGUCACAGUGCUAAAAUGAGCAAGAACCAAAACAUACGGCCAUUGCACGUUCCGAAAUGGGGUCAGUAGGUUCCCUUGCUGGGAUGUAGUUCUGUGCUGCAGUGUCCCAAAUCUUCUCCGCUUGACAGACUAAAUCAAAAAGCAACAAUAGUUUUGGAGAGUGGGGGGAGUAUUUUCCUUUCUUCCUUGUACUGAGAUGAGGCAGAUACUGGUUUUCAUUGCAGAGUUCACUUGUGUGUGAGCAGGGCCUGUAGCAAGAAGACCGCGUGAAGGGUUAGCCCCUGGGAACUGCUGCUUGCUGAGUGGAGGGACUGGGAGUUGGGGGCUGAAGGGGGCUGCUGAGGGUGGAAGGAACCUAAGGGAGACGAACAAAAUGGCAUGACCGAAGCACCACCGUGCCUUUCUGCAGCUGUGCAGAAAAGCGAGGAGAUGCUCUGCUCUGGCGCUUGCACCAGAUCUCACAAAUCAUUUGGUAUUUGUGCCACGUAUGAUAAACCUGUGUCCCUGGGACACAACCAGCAAAAAUAUGGGCCUCAGCUAAGGAAUGGUUUGUUGGGAUAGUGUGUAAAGAUUGUCAUAGUUAUUAAACAGUGACUUCUAGGGGGAUCCGUAUCCAGGUGUUUCAUGCAUAAUAUUUUAGUAAAAUGAGCAAUAUUCUUUGGGAUGCAUCUGCAAUUUUUUUUUCAUUUUCCCUUCUCUUUGUUAUCAGUGCUUUAGUUCUCCUACUGUUUUUAUUGCUGACCUUGAACUUGAUUCCAAUAAAGCCUGUUAACACUGUGAUUAGCUGGGGCAUGUCCCUCAAGUUUUUCUUUACUGGGCUAUCUCGCUGAGAUGCGUAGAUAUCUACGUGCAUAUUUGCACGUUAAAAAUAUGUACCCUGUUUUAUAGAAAGAGAUGAGUAGGCAAAUUGCCCAGGAACAGAUCCACCUGUGUUUUUGCUGUAUGUCUAAGAUGAACACGUUCUGAAAUACCUUCUCUGUGCAGCCUCCUGCUUGUCCUGUAAGAAUUGUGCCCGGUUCUUACCGUGUUCUUAGCCAUGUGUUACUGUGCUGCAGCUGAGGUUGCACUAGCAUCUGUGAAAUUAGAUCAAAAUGUUUUCUCAGAAGCAAAGUGUGCUCCAGGCAUGCUUCAAAGCCCAGGGAAGCCUGCUGACUUCUAAGCUUAGAUCCCAGCAUCUCGGAUCUCCCUGAAUGUGUUGGAAGCUGAAAGGGACCUUAAAGGAACAGGAAGGGGUAGUAUGAUAGAGCUGCUUAAAAUUUUGCUCGUUAACGGUUUUGAUCUGGAAGUGGAUGGAAAAAUCAUUGUGCUCGUUGCACCGUGAGCUAGUUACACUUGGAGGGGAAGCGCUUACUUUAAUAACUUGUGUUGGAGAAACAAGCUCACGGCGCGUCUUUUCUAAUGAAGAUUUGUGGCCUUUUAGGAGAAAAAUUAAAUCAAAGAUUGCUUAGUUAGGCAAGAAGGGAAGAAAGUGUAGGAGGGGAGGCAAGAUAAAGUGAAAAGAUACUUUCCACGUAGGGCAUUUCCCAGAAGUGAUUUGGCUUCUCUUUGAAGCAGUGAUUCAGUGUGUUUUUGCCAUACUUUUACAAAUCAGAAUUCUCUUCCCUCACUGGUCAAUCCUGGGUGAUGUCACUUCAUUAGAAAACACAGGAGGAGAAGGUAUACUAUGUCUCACCUCUGCACUGUGCUAAGGAUUGCUAUGGGGUAUGAAAAGAAAUCGGCCACAUAUGUACUAAUUCCUGUCUUGAUUUAUGCUUUGUUGUGUAUUUGAACUCCUUAGUGUAUUUCUUCCCUACUCAUUGAGGAGUUUAAAUAAUAUAUUUCUUUAAAAAAUGCUUGGUACCACUUUGUCCCUAAUUUAAGCAGUCUGAUUUCCUCUGUCUCACCAAAGUAUACUUAUGCAAACAAAACACACUGUGCCUCUAGUCUAGAGAGAAUUUCAGGUGACACACAUCUAUCUCCAGUGGAUUGGUGCUGGACUUUUAAAGAAACACCAUAUAAUCCAACAGAAGUUAUAUUCAGUCCAAUCCAAUUCACUUGGCUCAAUGAAGGAGUGGUUGGAUGAAAUAUUAUGAGCUGUGAUACACGUAAGGUCAAUUUGGGAUUGUCUCAUGGUUCCUUCUGGUCUUGAAUUCUGUUAAUAUAUAGUAGAUGCACCCCCCACACACACACUGUUCUAGAGAACUUGUGCGUUAUCUGGUGUAGUUACCUUAGACGUGUGUGGUGCCUGUUAGCAGGAGAAACACAGAGUGAAAAACUGAAUCCAGGAGCAAGCUAAAAUUGAGGGAAUUAAAUGAGUAGUAGGGAUGGAAACAAGUCCAUGCUUUAUCCUGACAGUUUGAUCUCUGCACAAAAUCAGAGGAUUCUUGGUUAAUACUGAUUGACCCCAUGGGCAAGUUCUUCCAUGCUUUGCCAGACUCCUAGGGAAGCCUUCCUUGAAGGGAAACUUACUGGAACGUUUCCAUCUGUGCCUUACAUCUUGUGGUCCUGUGCACAUCUGAUGUGUCUUGAGUCAGACAUUCUUUCCCGUAAUAUGAUGCUAUGUGGAAAAUUCAGUGAAAUGACAAAGUGGGGCUUCCCUGGGUUUUGAGAGUAUGUUUUAUUUGCAUGGCAUUACUGUGAUUCUUUAAAACUGAGGUUGCAAAAAUUGUAUGAUUAUGGAAAAAGUGGCGUCUUUCCUGCUAACUUCACCAUAUUCUUCCCCUCCCAUGUACACAUGUGAGUGCUUGUGCGUGCGCGCACACACACACACACACAC